AUGGCGACUGCUCCGGCCCCCGGUGCUGGCAACGGCCACGUCAAGCCCCUGACGGAGCUUCCGGUGGCGCAGGCAGCCUUCGGUGCAGCCCACGCGUGCCUCGGGGCAGGCCUCUCGGCCAAGGUCACGAGCACGGCCCUCGACGGAACGCAGGACAUCCUGUCCGAUCUGGACGUCCCAGGGGCCUCCGAGGCGAAGGCACUCCUCCGUGAAGUUGGCCGCGCAGACCUCGCCAACCGCCUGGGCAAGUACUCAAAGGUGCGCAAUGGGGUCGCCCAGCGAAACGUCCGCCUGCAAAGCGACAUCGAGGCAACGAUGAAGGACACGAACCUCGCCGAGCAGGAAAUGAAGCUCAGCGAGAUGUGGAGGCCAGUAUUGAGGCAGACGGCGAAGCUCCAGGAGGUCAAGAUUCAGAAGCACGAGCAGGAGAUCGCGGCCCUGGCGGAGCUGACGGAGAAGGGGCGGCUCCAGGGGGCUCAGAUCCAGAAGUACCAGCAGGAGUUCACCACCGAGCGGGACGAGACGGACUCGUUCAAGCUCACGGUCAAGGAGUACGAGAAGGAGAUCGUGGCCUUGGAGGAGCUGAAGGAGGUGGCGCGGUCCCAGGAGGACAAUAUCCAAAAGUACCAGCACGAGGUCAAGGCACUUGGCAUCGUAAUCGACCUGGCCAUGCAGGCAUCAUCGGAGUGCAAGGACAUGCUGGGCCUUGCGCUGGAGCUUAUUCAGCGGGCCUCUGAGGCGGUCGCGUUGGGGCCCCGCGACCGCGCGCGGCGGCUCGCCUGA
Messenger RNA from Prorocentrum cordatum, 783 nucleotides. Lineage: Eukaryota; Dinophyceae; Prorocentrales; Prorocentraceae. The record is from the annotation of a GenBank genome assembly.